AUGGCAUCCCUAGCUAGAGGCAUCAGCUCACUGCUACCUCUGCUUGGCCAGCCAGCCACGGCAACACCGAAUAAUGAGGAAUUAUUGUCCCUAGAUCUGGAGGAAAAUGAUUUUCUGUAUCGGAUAAGGAGAAAUUCGCGGAUCGUAUAUGUUUCGAUCCUUGAUGAAGAUAUCCUUCCGCCUGAUUGCAGAACAGAUGGCUACCGAGUUCUUUCGAAGCUGCGAAAAAUUCCGAGGUGGGAGGAUAAAUGGGAAACGCUUACUGUUCGAAGGAGCUUCCAGGGCAUCGAGAGCACCCCAGACGAAUUUUCGCCACACGGACUGGACCUCGGACAGAUUAAUAUUCCUUCUACCAUCUUUAUUAACCUUUUAGACCUGACAACAAUUUCUCGUAUCAGUGAUCGUAUCUCUCGUGUAAGGUGUGGUGAUGGGACGUGGAUACUAAAGGUUGCACGAUUUAAACAUGAAAUUCCGGCCUUACAGCGAGAGGUUUCGGUAUACUCUACUCUAACAUUGUCUGGCUUUCCACAUGCGCCGAGAUUUAUUGGCUUCGUCUACGAGGAAACAAAGGCUCGAAUAGUUGGCUUCUUAAUGGAGGAAAUUUCGGGGAAACCCCCAGAUAUACAAAAUCUUAAAGAUUGCACGGAAGCUGUCCAUCUGCUGCAUACAUUUGGAAUCGUUCAUGGGGACCUCAAUAAAUACAACUUCCUGAUAACAGAGCACGGUGUGAAGGUCUUUGAUUUUGAAAACUCCGCUGUUCAAGGAAAUGUGGAUCCAGCGGUAGCUGAGGAGGAAAUAAAAGCCCUUGCAGUCAAAUUGGAGGACAAAUCAGGUAUUGGCAAGCGUUAA
This is a messenger RNA of Aspergillus tanneri, 849 nucleotides long. RefSeq lists its product as uncharacterized. The record is from RefSeq and is a predicted model, not a curated record. NCBI's taxonomy places the organism in Eukaryota, Fungi, Ascomycota, Eurotiomycetes, Eurotiales, Aspergillaceae. The coding region runs from base 1 to 849 and encodes 282 amino acids. The transcript is spliced from 2 exons.